AUGAUGCAAGCCAUUUGGAGGCACGGAGACAGGGCGCCGGGGGAAUUACCCUACCCGAAAGACAAGUACAACGAGAGUUUCUGGCCGAGAGGAUGGGAUCAGCUGACCAACGUAAGUGCGUGGAAAUAAAGAAUGUGACAAGGAGAAUGGGCUUGAAGAGAGGCAUUUGGCAAGCCGUGGAACUCGGAAUUUGGCUUCGGCAACGGUAUGCAUCGACUGUUCUUCCGAUUUUCAACAAGAACAAGGUACACGUUCGGAUGGUUUUUCCUUGAUCGUUCCAAGUGUUUCAAGGUGUUCAUUCUGUCUUCCGAUUCGGAAAGAGCAAUAGAAACGGCCCAGGGGGUGUCUGCCGGCCUGUUUCCGCCGACGAAUGACCGUGUCUGGGAGUCGUCGUACCUCCGUUACUGGCAGCCGACACCCAUUCACACCCCGUACGGAACGCUCGAUGCGGUCAGUUCCUCAUCUUUUCCUUCCUUUCUUCUAUGCCAUUUUCUUCAGCUCCUCCGACCCACAAAAGUGGAAUGUCCUAAUUACGAAUUGGCGAACACAAACGAAGAAAGUCCAAUUGCCGCUCAAAUCAACGCAGAGUACGGUCAAAUGUUCAAAUGGCUCCAGAAUACCACCGGAAUGGAAUCCAUCAACUUUUGGAACAUCAACGAUCUCUAUGAUAUCCAAAGAGAGGUAUUCAUAUUCAUUUGGCUCGUUUAUUUCCACGUGCCUGCAGAUUGACCACAACAUGCCUCAGCCGAAAUGGCUGAAUCAGGUGUUUAACGGCACCACAAUAAUGGAUCACAUUCGAGAAUUGAAAAGAAUAUCGCGGAUUCAGGAGUUCAAUUCGGCGACGAAGGCAAAGUUCCGCGGCGGAAUGCUCGUCAAUCAGUUUCUGCAGAAUAUGGAGGAUUUCAUUGCGAACACGUCUACUUUGAAUGCUGUUAUGUACUCUUCGGUUGGAAACUUUCUAGAAUUUUCUUUCAGAAAAACAAAUCCAUUUUCAGCACGACGGAACUCUCUCCGCCCUACUUUAUGCGUUGAACGUUUCGAAUGAUCAAUUGGUUCCGUACACGGCUACCGUACUCUUCGAACUUUACGACGAUAACACCGUUGAGUUGUUCUACAAGAACUCCACUUCCACAGUAUUUCCGAUGACGAUCCCUGGCUGCCAACAGAGCUGUCCGCUCGCUCAGUUCCUUCAACUUUUGGAGAAUGUUCGAGUUCGGUCCCUGGAUGCGUUGUAUUCCGUAAUUAGUUUCUGAAGUUGAGCAGUGGUGAAUGGGGGUCUUUUCAGUUAUGCGGAACGAACAGUACGACGACGACGACGACGACGACGACCGGCUAA
Molecule: messenger RNA, 1336 nt
Organism: Caenorhabditis sp. 36 PRJEB53466
Lineage: Eukaryota; Metazoa; Nematoda; Chromadorea; Rhabditida; Rhabditidae
Source: the annotation of a GenBank genome assembly